Misgurnus anguillicaudatus (oriental weatherfish) is the source of this 2334-nucleotide messenger RNA. It is a transcript of the gene ora4, whose product is annotated as olfactory receptor class A related 4. Gene Ontology annotation, molecular function: G protein-coupled receptor activity. Lineage: Eukaryota; Metazoa; Chordata; Actinopteri; Cypriniformes; Cobitidae. Gene Ontology annotation, biological process: G protein-coupled receptor signaling pathway. Gene Ontology annotation, cellular component: membrane. The record is from RefSeq and is a predicted model, not a curated record.
GUCAGUGAUUUGUGACGCACACGUUCCUCUGUGGAGGACUGAAUCAGCUCCUUAAAGUGCAGCAUCAGAACGUUUAAUAAGUCUCCAGAGCCUCAAUACAUCUAUAUCAGCUCUUUAUUAACAAACUGUACCACAUAUGAAGGACACUAACUCAAACAUUCACCCCCACCCCCCAAAAAAAUAAAAAUAUCACAUGAUCAAAACUGCAAAAAUCUCUGAAAAGUGACAAGAAUGCAGCAGAUAACUGUUAUUAAACAGAUUAAUAGACACAUCUUUGAUUUGGAGGUUGCAUGCAAAAGCAUGUGCCCUUCAGUAUGAAAAACUCAUUCCUGUUCAUUUUCAAAGGUGUAUAAUUUUGUGAUAUUUUGGACAGACUGGAACACUGUUUCUAUCAAUCUGCUUUCAGGAGCAUGACUCAGAUUUAUUGAUCAUCACUUAAGCAUGAAACAUUAAUGCUAGAUUAAAAUCCCAGUGGUGUGAGAAUGAUUGAGAAGUGCUGAGAGCCGAGCGUUUGAAUGAAAUCAACCCUGAAACACAGAAAGUUCAAGCCUGCUGAAGCGUUGUGCGGUUGAGCGUAUGUGUGCAUAUAAUAUAAAUGAGCUCAAACAACAGCAAUGAAACACAACCUUUACACAAGAUGGACAGAACAAACAGAGAGAGAGAUAAAGAGACAGACACAUGUAGACAUGUCUGAAGUUUUGACAGUAGAUGCCAUUUUCUUCGGCCUGCUGGUCUUCUCGGGCAUUAUCGGCAAUAUUCUCGUCAUCUAUGUGGUGUUGCAGUGCGCUAAAGAAAGCGGCUCUCAUCAUUUGGCUCCGGCUGACACCAUCCUGGUCAAUCUUUGCCUGGCAAACUUGCUGACAUCCAUCUUUCGAACGGUUCCCAUCUUCGUGUCUGAUUUUGGUCUGGAGGUGUCGCUGUCGCCCGGCUGGUGUCGCGUCUUUAUGCUCCUGUGGGUGUGGUGGCGAUCGGUGAGCUGCUGGGUCACUCUCGCCCUCAGCGCUUUCCACUGCGCCACACUGCGGCGCCAGCACGUCACCAUGGGUCCGCUAGGCCACCGGAGGGAGCGCAGACGGGUGUGGGUCAUUCUGGGCGUGGUUUGGGGCGUGAACCUGUUAUUUUCAGUUCCCGCGCUCGUCUACACGACCCACGUGCGUGGAAACAUCACGGUGGAGUUUAUGGUGAUCAGCUGCACGACGCGACCGCUGCUGGGUUGUGUUUGGCAGUUUCCAACAAAGCAGCAAGGCUACGCGUUUGCCUCCACGUCUCUGGCGCUGAAUGAGAUAAUGCCGCUGAUUUUAAUGGUGGGCACCAAUUUUGCGACCCUACACGCGCUGGCCAAGCACAUCAGGGCGGUGGCAGCGGGUGUAGUCACUGGUGGGGACGUAGACAAACAGACGUCUAGUGAGAGGAAGGCGGGUCACGUGAUCAUGGCUCUGGUCGCGCUGUUUGUGGGGUGUUGGGUGCUGCAAGUGGCCGCGGUCACGUAUUAUAACCACAACGGUGGCCGGCACGCAGAAGGACUCCUGACCGUCGCUCAUUUUUCAGCUUCGCUCUUUGUGGGGUUCAGCCCACUGGUCGUGGCACUCGGACACGGAAAACUGCGCAAGAGAAUUAAUGUCAUGCUGCAGCAUUGGGUACCGUGGAUCAAACGCUUGGAAGAGAAACACCCGGAAACAAGCAAACAUACAGCAGUAACACCAAAAGACAUCACAUCGGGUAAAGCAGAACACAUAAGGAAGAAGUGACUACAGUGUUUCACACCGUACACGCACACUCUCCUAAUAAUGAAAAUUGAGACACGCGCACUGUAUGCGGACCCUCAUGUAUGGUAAAAUUACCCAUAUUUCAGCCUUUAGGACCUGUGUACAGCACAGAAUUUAAACGUCAGCGAAUGCCUGAGGGCUUUAGUUGCUAUAAUACCCUUGUUUUAAUCAUAGUUGCUGUACUUUGCACCAGUCGGUUAGUGUGGUAUUUGUCCCACCCCUCCUCCACUGUGAUUGGACGACUGAGUGAAAAGUGACAUUGAAGAUCUCAGCGUAGGCACUCAGCCCUGCCUGUUUUUUUUAAGUGUGGGACCUCCACUAGAAGCAAUUACAACAUACAGUUUACCUGUAUAUAAGUGUACUGUAGAUGGCUAUAAUACAUCACUGUGUUGCUAUGAAUUCACCUAUUAAUGUAUUUAUGUUAUGAUAACAGAAUUAAACAAUCUCAGACACACACACAAUUUAUUCCACCAAAUGUUUAUUUGAAUCCCAUUGAUGCUCAACCUGUAAAACACAGAUACUUAUGAAUAUUAAUUAGGUAAUAAAAUAUUUCCAGUUGAUUUCCAGC